UCUCCUUCUUCUUUCCCAAAUCGCGUGCUCCAAAAGCCACGCCUCUUCUCUCUCCUCAAAAGGCCCAAUAGAUCCUUUUCCCUCCUCAAAACUCCGAUGAAUUUCUAGGGUUUAGGGUUUUGAGAUCGCCGGAGCUCCUUAUACGAUGGUCUCCCGCAGCCUCUUCGGGUGGUCCCCACCCCAGACGCCCCUAACGCCCAGUCUCCGAGAUCGCUCAGAGCGUCCGGAGUCGCGUCGUCUCGAGUACUGGAGCUCCCGGGCUCGAUGGCGCUCGACAUGGGCCGUCGGUUCGUUGGGCGGCGCGGGCGCACGGAUGGCGCUGGUUGUGUACUUGCAUUUCUUCGGGCGGGCGAUCAAUUUGCUGGACUCUCAGCGGACGGGUUCGCCGAUACAUGGGGAUAGUGAUCAGUUGUUUUAUAAGUUCAAGGAGCAUGCUCUGUACAUCAUUUAUAUAGCUGCAGGUGUUUUUGCAGCUGGAUGGAUAGAGGUCUCAUGUUGGAUUCUUACUGGGGAAAGACAAACAGCAGUGAUCAGAUCAAGAUAUGUCCAAGUACUGCUCAACCAGGAUAUGAGUUUUUUUGACACUUAUGGGAACAAUGGAGAUAUAGUCAGUCAAGUCCUGAGUGAUGUCUUGCUCAUUCAGUCUGCUCUUAGUGAGAAAGUUGGCAAUUAUAUACAUAAUAUGGCGACUUUUUUUGGUGGUCUUGUCAUUGGGGUGAUCAAUUGUUGGCAGAUUGCACUUUUGACUCUAGGCACCGGGCCUUUCAUUGUUGCUGCUGGAGGAAUUUCAAAUAUAUUCCUUCAUAGGCUUGCAGAAAAUAUUCAAGAUGCCUAUGCAGAAGCAGCAAGCAUAGCUGAGCAGGCUAUAUCUUACAUUAGAACUCUCUAUGCCUUCACUAAUGAGACAUUAGCAAAGUAUUCUUAUGCUACGUCUCUUCAAGCAACAUUACGUUAUGGGAUAUUGAUCAGUCUUGUGCAAGGGCUUGGACUUGGAUUCACAUAUGGACUUGCCAUAUGCUCUUGUGCUCUGCAACUUUGGGUCGGAAGGAUUCUGAUUUCACAGGGUAAAGCUAAUGGUGGUGAAAUUAUCACAGCGCUAUUUGCAGUGAUUUUGAGUGGCCUUGGAUUAAAUCAAGCUGCCACAAACUUCUAUUCAUUCGAGCAAGGAAGAAUUGCUGCUUAUAGACUGUAUGAGAUGAUAAGUCGUUCAACAUCCAAUGUGAAUCAGGAUGGAAAUACCUUGGUUUCAGUACAAGGAAACAUUGAAUUUCGGAAUGUAUACUUCAGCUACCUAUCUCGUCCUGAAAUUCCCAUACUGAGUGGUUUCUACCUAACUGUACCUGCUAGAAAAACUGUGGCACUUGUUGGCAGGAAUGGUUCUGGGAAAAGCAGUAUAAUUCCUCUUAUGGAGCGUUUCUAUGAUCCCACAUUGGGAGAGGUCCUUCUGGAUGGAGAGAAUAUAAAGAACUUAAAGCUAGAAUGGUUACGGAGUCAAAUAGGUCUGGUGACUCAAGAACCAGCAUUAUUAAGUUUGAGCAUCAGAGAGAACAUUGCAUAUGGAAGAUCUACUACGUUUGAUCAGAUAGAGGAGGCUGCGAAAACAGCACAUGCACAUACAUUUAUCAGCUCAUUGGAAAAAGGAUAUGAUACCCAGGUUGGCAGGGCUGGCUUAGCUCUGACAGAAGAACAUAAAAUAAAGCUUUCUGUCGCUCGAGCUGUUCUUUCAGGUCCAUAUAUUCUUUUACUUGAUGAGGUCACUGGUGGGCUAGACUUUGAGGCAGAAAAAGCUGUUCAAGAGGCAUUAGAUAUACUAAUGUUGGGACGAUCAACUAUAAUUAUAGCUCGGCAACUUGGCCUUAUUCGCAAUGCUGAUUAUAUAGCUGUUAUGGAGGAGGGCCAACUUGUUGAAAUGGGUACACAUGAUGAAUUGCUGACACUGGAUGGCCUUUAUGCAGAACUUCUCAGAUGUGAGGAAGCAGCAAAGCUCCCCAAAAGGACGCCUAUCAAGAAUUACAAAGAGCCGUCAGCUUUUCAGGUUGAGAAGGAUUCAUCAGCAAGUCAUAGCUUUCAAGAUCCAUCUUCUCCCAAGAUGGCAAAGUCACCCUCCCUCCAGAGGACACAUGGAUUUCAUGCAUUUCAGCAGUCAGAUGCUAAUUACAGCGCUCAUGAGUCACCAGAUGUUCAAAGCCCACCUUCUGAGCAAAUGGUGGAAAAUGGGAUGCCCUUGGUGGCAGUAGAAAGAGCACCAUCUAUCAAAAGGCAAGAUAGUUUUGAAAUCAAAUUGCCUGAGCUACCCAAAAUUGAUGUUCAAGCUUUACAUCGGCAAACUUCAAAUAAUUCUGAUCCAGAAUCACCUAUUUCACCACUUUUGACAUCUGAUCCGGAAAAUGAACGAUCCCAUUCAAAAACCUUUAGUCGCCCCCUUAAUCAAUUUGACGACUUCCCUGUUAAACAGAGGAAGGCAAAGGACUCACAGCACCAAAAGCCACCAUCAUUUUGGAGGCUUGCACAGCUCAGUUUUGCGGAAUGGCUUUAUGCACUUCUGGGGAGUACCGGUGCUGCUAUUUUUGGUUCAUUUAAUCCGCUCCUUGCUUACACUAUCGCACUUAUAGUAUCAGCAUAUUAUAGACUUGAUAUCGAGGAUAUACGCGAUGAAGUGAAUAGAUGGUGCUUGAUCAUAGCAUGCAUGGGUUUUAUCACUGUGCUUGCUAACUUUCUGCAGCACUUCUAUUUUGGUAUAAUGGGGGAGAAGAUGACUGAGCGAGUACGAAGGAUGAUGUUUUCAGCGAUGCUUCGUAAUGAGGUUGGAUGGUUUGAUGAAGAAGAGAACGGUGCAGACACAUUAUCCAUGCGUUUGGCAAAUGAUGCAACAUUUGUGCGUGCUGCUUUCAGCAAUCGACUUUCUAUAUUUAUACAGGACACUGCAGCAGUUCUUGUAGCCCUAGGUAUUGGGAUGUUGCUGGAAUGGCGAGUUGCACUUGUGGCAUUGGCAACAAUACCCGUGCUUAUGGUUUCUGCUAUAGCACAGAAAAUGUGGCUUGCUGGGUUCUCAAGGGGCAUUCAGGAGAUGCACAGGAAGGCUUCUUUGGUCCUCGAGGAUGCAGUUAGAAACAUCUAUACUGUUGUGGCAUUCUGUGCAGGCAACAAGGUGAUGGAACUGUACAGAUGGCAGCUUGGAAAAAUACUCAAGCAGAGCUUUAUUCAUGGAAUGGGCAUUGGUUUUGCCUUUGGCUUUUCACAAUUCCUUCUCUUUGCCUGUAAUGCUGUUCUUCUGUGGUAUACUGCUGUAUCUGUAAGGGACGGCCAUCUCACAAUUGCCACAGCGCUCAAAGAAUACAUUGUAUUCUCCUUUGCCACCUUUGCGCUUGUGGAACCUUUCGGGCUUGCCCCAUACAUACUGAAGCGACGCAAGUCUCUUGUUUCGGUGUUUGAAAUUAUCGACCGAGUCCCAAAGAUAGAUCCCGAUGAUACUGCUGGCCUAAAACCUCCCAAUGUCUAUGGAAGCAUUGAGCUCAAGAAUGUAGACUUUUGUUAUCCAACUUGCCCCGAGGUCAAUGUACUGAGCAAUUUUAGUCUUAAAGUCAGUGGAGGACAAACUGUAGCAGUUGUAGGUGUAUCAGGAUCUGGAAAGAGCACGAUUAUUUCCUUGAUCGAGAUUCGGGAUUUGAAGCUAUUUAACGUGAGAUGGUUGAGGAACCACACGGGUCUAGUACAACAAGAUCCCAUCAUCUUCUCAACAACCAUCAAAGAAAAUAUUAUAUAUGCGAGGCACAAUGCGACAGAGGCUGAGAUGAAAGAAGCAGCAAGAAUUGCAAAUGCCCAUCAUUUCAUCAGCAGUCUUCCUCAUGGUUAUGAUACUCAUGUUGGCAUGAGAGGAGUCGAUUUGACUCCUGGGCAGAAGCAGAGAAUAGCCAUUGCUCGAGUUGUGCUGAAGAAUGCUCCCAUUUUGUUAUUGGACGAGGCUAGCUCAGCGAUUGAAUCAGAAUCAAGCAGAGUAGUGCAAGAGGCCCUUGAUACCCUAAUCAUGGGAAACAAGACGACCAUUCUCAUAGCACAUAGAGUAGCGAUGAUGAGGCAUGUGGAUAAUAUUGUGGUUCUUAAUAGCGGCAAGAUUGUAGAACAGGGAACCCAUGAUUCUUUGGUUCAGAUGAAUGGGUUGUAUGUACGGUUGAUGCAGCCUCAUUUCAACAAGGGUCUUAGGCACAAUCGGUUAGUUUAAACAGCUCCAUUUGAUGGUUGUGUAAAUUAUUUCCGUGUAAAUUGUUGAGUUCUCACUCUCCCGUUAUGGGCUAUCGGAGAUGUGAAAACCCCCAUCCGGACCCAAGAAGAGAAUUCUUUUGAUGGAGGUGGAAAAUGUGCAUAAGGGUGGAUUGAGAACUGCUUGUUGGCUUUGUAACAAGGUUUGGUAUUUGGUAGCUGACAGUUUUCAGGAUUUAGGAUUCAGGCUAGUUUUCGGGUUUGAGAGAUUAUUGGAAACUCUGGGUUGCAUUCUUUUGGGAGGCUUGUAUAUGUACUUUAUAGGGAUGAUGCUGCCUCCAUUGUCCAUGUUGUAUUUAAUUGUUAGUGUAAAAGCUGAGAUGUAAUGUUAUGAUAUCAGUGUCGUCCUUUGUGGAGGGCAAGUGUUGUACACCAGAAGCUGCUGCUUCUGCACGUUCUGCUUUUUAACUUGCACAUCAAGUUUCAUAUCCAGAAAAUUGAAGUUACUGGAUUCAUGAGCGGAAAUAUACCAUCCUAGUCCUAGUUUAUUGA
Molecule: messenger RNA, 4749 nt
Organism: Asparagus officinalis (garden asparagus)
Lineage: Eukaryota; Viridiplantae; Streptophyta; Magnoliopsida; Asparagales; Asparagaceae
Product: ABC transporter B family member 20-like
Biological process (GO): transmembrane transport
Cellular component (GO): membrane
Molecular function (GO): ABC-type transporter activity; ATP binding; ATP hydrolysis activity
Source: RefSeq, a predicted model, not a curated record